CCCUCUACUCCCAAAGCCAAACCAAAUUCCAGUAGACCAUCCGUACCUAUAACUCGGCUAGUGGCAGAAACCACAACUACGUCGUUUUCGAGUCCCUCUUCCCGUAACUUUGAUUUCGAUGCCGUUCUACCCCCCGACGCAACCCAAUCCGACGUUUACCGGGCAACCGUUGGCGACUCCGUUUCUAGGAACGCCUUUGCGGGAUAUCAUACCACUAUUCUGGCGUACGGACAAACGGGAUCGGGUAAGACUUACACCAUGAUGGGGGCCCCACGCUUGAACGACGGAGAUGGUGUUAUUCCUCGAGCCGUCCACGAUUUAUUCCGGACUCGUCAGUUGCAGUGCGCGCAAGGCAAGAUCGUUUCCAUGGAUUUGACGUACCUAGAAAUCUACAACGAUGAAUUGCGGGACUUACUCUCGGAAACAAUGCAGGGGGAAACGACUAUCCUUUCACCGUCUUCGUCAACACUCAAACUUCGCGAUCACGGAAGCAAUACCGCCGAAGGUAUCGUCGUCCAAGGUUUGACCCGAGUUGCUGUCGAUUCCAUGGCGGAUGUGCAUACUUACAUGGAACAGGCGCAUCGCAAUCGCACAACGGGUAGCACUCGACUCAACGAGCGGUCCAGCCGAUCGCACGCCAUUUGCACCUUGACGGUCACAACCAAAACCACCUCAGCCUCUAGGUCAGGAGCCCAUUCUACCAAUACGACUCGAGCGAAACUGACAUUAGUGGAUCUGGCUGGAUCGGAACGGAUCAAAGAGACCGGAGUGGUGGGACUGCAGCAACAGGAGUCCAUCAAUAUCAAUAAAGAUUUGUUCGUGCUCGGUAAGGUCGUUUCGGCAUUGAGUCAGGAGACCAAGGGACACGUACCCUACCGAGACAGUAAAUUGACUAGGCUGUUGCGAGAUUCAUUAGGAGGAAAUUGUUGUACGGUAUUGAUUGCGUGCGUUUCCCCGGCGGACAUGCACGUCGAGGAGUCGAUCAAUACGCUGCGCUAUGCGGAGCGAUCUCGUUCGAUU
Messenger RNA from Phaeodactylum tricornutum CCAP 1055/1, 1020 nucleotides. RefSeq names its product kinesin like protein (gene Pt-KIF-1). Gene Ontology annotation, molecular function: microtubule binding; ATP binding; microtubule motor activity. The transcript has 3 exons. Lineage: Eukaryota; Bacillariophyta; Bacillariophyceae; Surirellales; Neidiaceae. Gene Ontology annotation, biological process: microtubule-based movement; mitotic spindle organization. The record is from RefSeq and is a predicted model, not a curated record. The annotation marks the transcript as partial.